This is a messenger RNA of Pieris rapae (cabbage white), 3320 nucleotides long. It is a transcript of the gene stw, whose product is annotated as laccase-1. Gene Ontology annotation, cellular component: plasma membrane. Gene Ontology annotation, molecular function: oxidoreductase activity; copper ion binding. The transcript has 8 exons. Lineage: Eukaryota; Metazoa; Arthropoda; Insecta; Lepidoptera; Pieridae. Bases 181 to 2466 code for a protein of 761 amino acids. The record is from RefSeq and is a predicted model, not a curated record. Gene Ontology annotation, biological process: iron ion transport.
AAGGUUUUAUAUACAAGUGGAAUUUGCUCUGCCAAAUUGCUACAAGUCAAAAUAUAGGGUAGUCGGGCAGUUCAUUAAGCGUUUAGAGCCUGGCGAGCACGGGCUGUGUCAGCGUGUCUCGGAGUUUUGGAGUUUUGCAAAUGCUGUAGUGUCUUCGAUUGUAAAAGGAACUUUGUGAAAAUGGGGUGCAGUGCGAGAUACUGUUUGUUGACUCUGACCUUGUGCCUUGUGACUGAGCACGCUUUUGGUGUAAGAGUGAUGCCAAAGCGGAAAAAAGAAGCAAUCGGCACAUCAGAAGAUCAAUCUACAUCCGCAUCGUGGUGGCAGGCGGGUACAGCGACACCGUUCCGGGAAACCUUAAACAAUGGAUUCGCAUCAACACAUGGGCUUGUCCAGACGCACCCGACUGGCAAUGAUCCGUUUUCAACAUUCGGGACGGUUGACAGCACAGCUGGGCCCUCAUCUAAUCCCUUUGCGCAUACCAGUGGCAGCGGUCCACUUAGUGGUACCUUCAGGAGCAACCCUCUCCCGCCGCUGACGAGAAACGGGAAUGGAAAGCUGGGCUUGAAGCAUCUGGAUUUCACGAGCAGUGCCACAGCUGAACUGAGACGAAACUCGGCUCUAUCAGCUCCUGAUGAAUGUGCUAGAGCAUGCAGAGAAAACGAGCCACCGAGAAUUUGCUACUAUCAUUUUACACUCGAGUUUUACACGGUUCUUGGGGCAGCUUGUCAAGUAUGUACUCCAAAUGCAACGAACGUUGUAUGGUCUCAUUGUCAAUGUGUUUUGGCUGACGGAGUGGAGAGAGGUAUUCUAUCAGCAAACAGAAUGUUGCCUGGACCCUCAAUCCAAGUGUGUGAAAACGAUAAAGUAGUUGUUGAUGUCGAAAACCAUAUGGAGGGCAUGGAAGUGACAAUCCACUGGCACGGUAUCUGGCAACGCGGUUCUCAAUACUACGAUGGUGUUCCUUUCGUUACUCAAUGUCCCAUACAACAAGGAAACACUUUUAGAUACCAAUGGCAAGGAAACGCUGGAACUCACUUCUGGCAUGCGCACACUGGUCUGCAAAAGUUGGACGGUCUUUACGGAAGCAUCGUUGUCCGUCAACCACCGUCAAAGGAUCCAAACAGCCAUUUGUACGACUACGAUUUAACCACACACGUGAUGCUUCUCAGUGACUGGCUGCACGAAGACGCCGCUGAAAGAUAUCCAGGUCGCUUAGCUGUAAACACUGGUCAAGAUCCCGAAAACGUUUUGAUUAACGGCAAAGGCCAGUUCAGAGAUCCCAACACCGGCUUCAUGACCAAUACACCACUGGAAGUAUUCACAAUCACACCUGGAAGGAGGUACAGGUUUAGAAUGAUUAACGCGUUCGCUUCAGUCUGUCCGGCGCAGGUCACUUUCGAAGGCCAUAAUCUUACAGUAAUUGCAACCGACGGCGAGCCAGUGCAACCCGUCCAAGUUAAUACAAUUAUCUCGUUCUCUGGUGAACGAUACGACUUUGUCAUCGAAGCUAACAAUAUCCCUGGCGCGUACUGGAUACAAGUACGUGGUCUUGGAGAGUGUGGUAUUAAAAGAGCACAACAACUGGGAAUCCUUAGGUACGCUAGGGGUCCAUACCAGCCGUCGACUCCAUCACCAACGUACGACAUUGGAAUACCACAGGGAGUGGUAAUGAACCCCUUGGAUGCGAGGUGUAACGAACCCAGGAAUGAUGCAAUUUGUGUGAGCCAACUGAAAAACGCCCGGCACAUUGACCCAGCUAUUUUACAAGAUAGACCUGACGUUAAGAUAUUCUUGCCAUUCCGUUUCUUCGUGUACCGACCGGAAAUGCUUUUCCAACCGAAUACAUACAACAGAUACUUAGUGGCACCGCAGGGAGAUCAUGUGAUCAGUUUAAUAGAUGAAAUCUCCUAUAUGUCCCCACCUGCUCCUCUCAUCAGCCAGUACGACGACAUUAAUCCCGACCAAUUUUGUAAUGGUGAUAACAGACCCGCCGAUUGCGGACAAAACUGCAUGUGCACACAUAAAAUCGAUAUCCCUCUUAACGCGGUAGUGGAAAUUGUUCUUGUAGAUGAAGUACAAAUUGUGAACUUAUCUCACCCGUUCCACUUGCACGGAUAUGCAUACAAUGUUGUCGGUAUCGGCCGGUCGCCCGACCAGAACGUAAAGAAAAUUAACUUGAAACAUGCUCUAGAUUUAGACAGAAGAGGUUUGUUGGAACGUCAUCUGAAACAGGGAGAUUUGCCACCAGCAAAGGAUACCAUCGCCGUUCCGAACAACGGAUACGUCAUCUUGAGAUUUAGAGCUACCAACCCUGGCUUCUGGCUUCUUCACUGUCACUUCUUAUUCCACAUAGUAAUAGGUAUGAACGUCGUGCUUCAAGUUGGAACCCAAGCUGAUCUGCCGCCAGUGCCUCCCAAUUUCCCGACGUGCGGAGACCACCUUCCUCCGAUCACGGCUAACUAAUUCGGUUCCUAGAACAUACUAUGUUUACAAACGUGCAACAUUGGUAAACCAGUUGAGUUUUAUGUUAACUAAGUGUAAUUUUAUGUUUGUCUAGUGUGAUGUGUCCGGUGGAAUCGAAGUGCUCGACUCUACCGUGUGUUUAUAUUGUAUUCGAAUGAUCAGCUGUAGUUCUUGAUAGUAUGUGAUUAUUUAAAACGUGAUUCUCUUUCUGUGUGUAUUUUUAUAUUCUGAAUGAUAUCUACGUGUCAUCAAAAUUAUUUGAGGCUUAAUUGUAAACAUAACAAUUUUGUUCCUGACUUGCCAUUUAACGUGUUUUUUUUUUCAUUUGUAUUGUAAAUUUUAAACUAACUAAACAUUUCCGUGCAUACAUGAGUCCCUCCAUUUUGCUCUGAUAUUUAUACGAAUGCCUUAAAGUACAACUUAGGGUAUUAAAUAUUCAAAUGGUUGGGAAUUCUGCACGACGAUGUGAAUAAAAUUAGUAGAUAUUAUUAACCUAACUAACAAGCAUGGAAACACGUCCUGUAGUGUAUUGUAAAUAUAAUCUCCAAUUGUAAAUACACAAUUAACUCGGUUGUAUCCAUGUACACGACAACGAAGUAUGAAGACUGCGUACAAUUGCACUCACAACCAGUCAUUGGAGAGUCAAUUUCUGUAUUUUUCUAAAGAUGAUACAUGAUUCACGGAAACCUACGUUACCAAUAAAGUUACCAUAAAGUAAGGAUUACGUAAGUUACGUUUCGGCAAUGUAUAAUUCAGCUAAAACUUAGAUAGAUUUCACACAUUCAGAGCAAUUAAAUAUUAUAGUGCAACGAUUACAAAUAAAUAUAUUUAUAACAUAUUGUUUUAAGAAAUUU